UUUUUUUUUAUUAUAUAAAUAACUUAAUAAAUUUGUCUUCAGGUUCAGAUGCUGAAGGCCGGCACAGCGAUUCCCUUUCACAAGAAAUUAUGCUCCGGCUGUCACAACGUUCCUCGAAGCAAAGAGUGGCAGGAAGCGCCGGAAACCGAGGAUCUUCACGUGUUUCACGUUGGCAAGAGGACAGGCAGUUUCGUUCACUGGGAGCCGAUCUUCAUCGGGACCAAUAAUGAUCCUCUGUACGACGAGAGGCUCAGCUGGGAAGGGAAAAGCGACAAAAUGACACAGGGUUACGCGUUGUGCGUUCUCGACUACGACUUCCUCAUCUUGGACAACGCAUUCCUAGUCCAUCGUCCUGGCAUCAAGAUAUUCAAGAAGGAUCCACACCGCGAGAUGCUGACAGCGAAGACGAACGCAUUGAUAAGGAAGAUCAUCGUUCCGGAACUGAAAAUUCUCUACGGGACGAGGAAAGGCUGUGCGGUGUAGCCCGUGGAGAAACGGGCACAACGCGUGCUCCACAGGUGUUUCCCGGUCAAGUGGCAACACCUGAGAUCAUUCUUGACACCAGGAACGUCCGUAGCCCAGCGAGAGAUCGAUAACGGCCGCAACGCCCAAAGACUUGUUUUAGUUACACGUGAUCACAACGACCACGUUCGUCAGCCGUUCCUCUCCGUUUCCGGUGUCGAAGCUAAUCCGAAGAAUGUUCACUGCGACUAACAAACGUCUGAAAGGUUGAAAAUGAUGCCAAUUGUACGGUGCCGAAAGUAGUAGCUUUUGAAGGCUAGGUCCGGAGGACCUGAGGUCUCAGCAAACUUCUCCUACGAUCGUUAGUUCCUGCAGUUCCUCCUCGUUUCUCAUCGCCAACGUCUCUUCAUCUUCUUUCCAGUACAAAAAUGUGAUGGCAGCAUUAACUAAAAAGAAGGGGGGAAAAAAGAGGGAAUAUUAAUGAAAGAUCGAUCGUUUUUUUUUUUUUUUUUUUGUUUUGUUUUUUUUUUAAGAAAGAACUCUCGAAGAACGCAGAAAAUUUUGCUUUCUCACGCGACGAUCAAUACAUAUUACCGUAGUUUGUUCUUCGUUACGAAAAAAAAUAAUCUUAUUGCGCAUAUUUUUCACCUGAGAACGCGUUAAGGGCGAACAAUUGUACAUAUUUAGUAUUUUAAAACGGUGCCUCGUAUAUACUUGUACAUUUACAAAAAAAAAAAAGUGUUGUGCGGUUUGUCUGGCAGAACGUGUGCAUUUUUGUCUCAUUCCACGAUUUCCCCAAAGAGGAAACGGAACGACUGUGGUCAUAGAAACAUGCCAAAAA
This is a messenger RNA of Frieseomelitta varia, 1303 nucleotides long. Its product is annotated as beta-1,4-glucuronyltransferase 1-like. Bases 49 to 483 code for a protein of 144 amino acids. The record is from RefSeq and is a predicted model, not a curated record. NCBI's taxonomy places the organism in Eukaryota, Metazoa, Arthropoda, Insecta, Hymenoptera, Apidae. The transcript has 2 exons.